Pseudomyrmex gracilis is the source of this 5479-nucleotide messenger RNA. RefSeq names its product protein NDRG3 (gene MESK2). Lineage: Eukaryota; Metazoa; Arthropoda; Insecta; Hymenoptera; Formicidae. The transcript has 10 exons. Gene Ontology annotation, biological process: signal transduction. Gene Ontology annotation, cellular component: cytoplasm. Bases 511 to 1935 code for a protein of 474 amino acids. The record is from RefSeq and is a predicted model, not a curated record.
GUAGUUGAAGCCAGUACUCUCGAGCCAAUAGUACACGUACGACGUCGUUGCGAACACCGUGUGCGGUUUUUCAACAUCAGUCUCGUCGCGGUGCUCCGUCUUGACACGUCUCGUAACGUCACAUCGAAAAGAUAUAAACGCGUGUACUCGAGCGUACGACCGACGGUGACAUAUAAAACGCGGCGUUUCCUCAUCUUCAGACGGGGCGAUCUCACCGCGAUCGAAGCGCAACGAGUCUCCGUCAGGGUUCUCGUGGUAAUCGCGUUUAAAGGCCGCGCGAAAGCUGCAACUCUUCUUCGGUACCCGCUCCCCGCAGCAAACCACGCGCAAAAAAAGCAGCUACGCCGCAGCAGAUUCAGCCGCCGCCUUUCGAGGCGAGUGUUCGCCGAGAGGGCAUCCACCCUCGGCCGGUGGAAAUCGUCAUCCUCCCGAUCUGGCGCAACGGACUCAUCCGGCUAAGUCGUCGGAAGGUGACAUCGCAAACGAGGCAGCGCGACGAAAGGUCACGCCAUGCCGGCAGGUAUUGGCGCUUCGUACAGGUCGUUAGGCGACCUGGGCGAAGACGUUUACAAAAGCACGACCAUCGUCGACCAGACACAGACCACCGGCCAGAGCGUCCUCGAGUCCGUCAAGAAAGCGUUUAGCUUCGCCUCGCCGAAGGUCGAGAUCCGGAAAAAGGACCCGUUGAUUGAGGAUCGCCGCGAGAGCGUCUCGAUCGUCUCAAGGGAGAAAAACAAGAUGCCGACAGCAGCCACUGCCGAGGAAUCUGCUCUUUUGGGCACGAUGCCUUCCGAUAGCAUGGACGACAUCGAGCUGAAGAACAUUCAGCUGCAAUUUCCGGCACUGAGAUACCUCUCCAGAGAUGACGCCUCCGUGCGAGAAGAAAGGGUGGAGACCGACAAGGGAAGUUUACUGGUAGCGGUGCAAGGAAAUCGAGCGAAACCAGCUAUCCUCACUUAUCACGAUCUAGGCCUUAACUACAUCUCGAGCUUCCAGGCGUUCUUCAAUUACAUCGAUAUGCGCGUUCUACUCGAAAACUUCUGCGUGUACCACGUAAACGCACCCGGGCAAGAAGAAAACGCGCCGACGUUACCAGAAGAUUAUAUCUAUCCGUCCAUGGAUGAGCUAGCCGAACAGCUGCUCUUCGUUCUCGGCCACUUUGGCAUAAAGUCUGUAAUCGGUUUCGGGGUCGGUGCUGGAGCCAACGUUCUCGCAAGAUUCGCGUUCGCCCACCCGGAGAAAGUAAACGCACUGUGCCUGAUAAACUGCGUGUCCACGCAAGCGGGAUGGAUCGAGUGGGGCUAUCAAAAGUUGAACGUGCGACACCUGAGAUCUCAGGGUAUGACUCAGGGUGUUCUCGAGUAUUUGAUGUGGCAUCACUUCGGCAGGGGGACCGAAGAGCGGAAUCACGAUCUGGUGCAGGUGUACAAGAACUACUUCGAACGUCGUGUAAAUCCAACGAAUCUCGCGUUAUUCAUCGACAGUUACGUCCGUCGAGCGGAUUUGAACAUAGCGAGGGAAUUGGACCCGACUCGCAAGAAGGAGGGAAUGACGCUUAGAGUACCGGUAAUGAACAUCACAGGUGCCCUAAGCCCUCACGUCGACGACACCGUAACGUUAAACGGACGUUUAGAUCCGACGAACAGCUCCUGGAUGAAAAUUUCGGAUUGCGGUAUGGUGCUGGAAGAACAACCGGGUAAAGUAAGCGAAGCCUUUCGACUGUUUCUCCAGGGCGAGGGAUAUGCGGUGAGAUCCUCUCGGAAGCCCGUGAAGCCGACAACACCCGAAGUGGCCCCGCUGUCGCCGUUGAAAAUGGCCGAUUUCCGACUGGCUUCGAUGGAGGGACUGAAUCACGUCUGCAGCAAGAAGAUCGACUGGCCUACCGCGACCAUACACAUCACGGAGAAUCCGAUAUCGGAGGCAGUCGUUUGUUAAAAUGUUUUAUCGCCGAAUCUCUCAUCACUCACACAACAUCAUCGAUUUUUGUUACGCGAUUAACUGGGCGUAUUAAAGCGAAAGAUAAUUUCGGAGACGUCGGUUAACUUAUAGAGGGUUUCGUCGGGCAACGAUUCUUCGCGGCACUAAUCGCUGAUUUCUUUUUUCGGAGCUUUUGUCGGCACCGCAGUUUUACUUUGUAAUCGCGAUACGCAGCUCGAAUCACACACGCGUUUGUGUUUUAUUUCUAUAAAUAAGUAUAAGUUAAGAGCUUUCUUUUUAAAAGAGAGAAUUUACUAGUUUAAGAACUAAUCAGAUGUGUUUUAUCAACGCAGUUUUAUUCCCGGCGUGCGAUGUUAUUAAAGACAGUAUCGGUUCGUUAAAGAUUAAAAAACUAACGUUAAUGUUUGUAAACUUUAGCUUGGGUUUUUUUGCGAGUGGUUUUAAUGAACGGUGCAAAGCGAUUGUUUUACACAUACAAUCUUUUGUCGUAAGAUAUCGUUUUAAUGAAUCGCCUUUUACACAUUUAUUCGAGUGUAAAAAAGAAGUAUUUUAUCAAUUCCAACGAAUAUUCCGUUUGCAAAUGUGUUAUUGCCCGCAUUUUUAAAAAGUUCUAACAUUUCGAGAUGUUACGACAUCAGGAUGUAUUAAAUGAUUUUUAGUGCACUUGCGUUAAAACGAUCAAAUUUUUUUAACAAUACUAACCAAGCGAGUCACGCGUUGUGAAAUAUAUUUGCAAAUGCGGACGCACUGAAAAUAAUUAAUAAACCCUGAUGUACACCCUGAUUGUACAUCCAUAUACAUAUAUGUGAGUACGUUACUAUUGCGACGGAGACGCGCGAUUACAACUUUUCACAAAUACGUAACAUUUCAUACAAUAAUAUUAAUUAACGCUCAGCAAAGAGGAGAACAGUUAUUCCUGAUUCUACCGAAACUGUGCACACACAUAAAUAAAUAACAUUAAUAAGCGUUACCUAAACAACCAGAAAAACAAUGCAUUAUAACAUAAUUAUAAAUACUGAGAAUGAAUAAUAUAUAAAACACAGUUAUACGAAAGGCAUCGAAAGCGUGUGGGACAAACACGUCGUAGAGAAGAACAGCGCACCUCCGCUUUUCGUGUUCACAUAAACAAACAACUGAGAGAGAGAGACAACCAUUUAUGUAUAAACAAAACUUGCAUACAAACAACUUCCCGCUAAAAUAACGUCUACCCGAGUACGAGUGUAAUAUCUCGUCUCUGCAUUCGCCGCGCAAUAAAUGUAAAAACAAAAAUACAAAUUAAUGAUAUAUUAAAAAGCACAUCCGCAAAGAGAUCCGCGGAGAUGGUUUUUAUUGGUAAGAAUAAAUCUCUAUUUUCCGUGCAUUGCCAAAUGAAGAUUGUCAAUUCGCGGAAAAUAAUAUACUGUUUUGUUCAUACGAGACGUGAAAAUUGUGAUAAAACAAUUUUUCUAUUAACACCUUGCGAUAUCAAAGAGAAAACUGUUUGAUGUCGUUAUGUUUUCCAAUUUUGUCGCUCAUGUCCAUCCCCGUUUACAAUGAAUCGACCAGUCUCGAGAAUAAACAUCAUGUGUUCGCGCUGUUUAUAUAAUUGCAAUUUUUUCUCUACUUUACACAAAUCUAUUUAUUUACAAUCGGUGGUUAUUAAGAUUAAAUGAUAAGAAGAAAUAAAAGUGAUAAGAAUAAACGCGCCCACUCAAAGAAAAAAGUUAGUGAUUACUGCUAUAAUAUCAAGAGAUCGGAGGUUCUCUGAAUAAAUCGAACGAAGAUUGAAACGAAAGAUCUGCGACUUAACAGCAAUUUUUUUGCCAAAAAGGGCAGUUUUCUAACACGAGAAUUAAUUAUCCUAUAUUUGUCUCUAAAAGGGGGAUGUUUGAUAACUUAUUCCUGUCUCUUCAAACGAUACGAGAAUUCGUUCGUUGAUUUGCGCUUAAAAAAUACUGUUUUAAAUACUGCGCCUUCCUUAAUUCCAAAACAAAACGAGACUGCCCGUUUGUGGAAAAAAAACGAACAUGCGCAUGUGUGAGAAGAUGGUAUAAAAAUAAAAGAAAGAUAAUAUGUAAUUAAUCGUUCACGAAGAAGAGUGAGAGAAAAUACAAUAUAAGGGUUCGGUAUUUCUGCGGUGGUUUUACCGGGCUUAUUCGAGCCUUUAGCGUGAUAUGAUAAAGACGUGCCUGCUAUACGAUGUAGCUUUCGAAAGUUUAACGUCUUUAAUUUUCUAUAAACACAUGAUUCUAGUGCGUCCCCCGAAAUUCCCCAUUUUCCGCGCGUCUUCUCUCGAAGCAUCGCGCCUCUAAUGACGAUCGGCAUAUUCACAUAUUUUUUUCAAAAAUCGACAACCAACUUCAGCGAUUCAGCGAAUCGAAUUUUAAGUCCAAGGGAGAAAACAACAAUGUUGAUGACAAAAUGAUAAUGAAAACUUAAUACUUUCCACAUCCGAUUCGCAUCAUUUCUGUACGUAAAGAUUCGGAAUUUUGUCAAUUUAAAAAUGUAGGAUAUUCAUUCGCGUAUAUAAUGUGCAUAUCGAAAACAAUGUGUUACAAAUUUUUUUUUCUUAUUUUGCGGCAGAUAAUACCACAAUUGAUAAAAAAAGAUGCGCGAGAACGACGGAGGAAGUCGAAACAGCGGACAUCUCGAGGGACAGAAGGUUUAGCCAUUUCGUGUAAGAGAGAGAGAGAGAGAGAGAGUUUAUAUAAGAAGAUAUAUAUAUAUAUAAAAUAGAUAUACACACCUUGCGUUAUUUAGAUUAUUGCAAAUUGAGACAGUGAUAGAGAGUCGAGAGCGUAGUCGUAGAAUUGUGGGACUCGAUACGAGACGAGAAUUGAGCGAAUGCACGCGUUAACCAUUGCUAUAAUGCGAACGCUAUGACGCACGGAUAACGUAGCUUUUAAGGAUUUUACCGAUGCUCCGCCGUUAAUCCCUUCGUUUCCAGAUACCACAAAAUUACGCGAAUCCAUUAUCGAAUCGAUUUUUCGACAGAAUUAUCUGAAAACGCUCAAACAACGAAUUUGUCACAUUCUACACACAUCGACGGAAAUGUUGACUUUAAAUUAGACAUAUCGGCCAAGUUCACGCGAUAUCAAAUUGUUCGUCGACUGAUUGAUCGGUUUUAAUCCACGUAUAUAAUCGUCCAUUGUUACUCGCGAGAGAGACGCAUAUCAGUACAAUAAAUUUUUAAACGAUUUUUCAAACAAAAAAAACCGAUUUAUCGAAUUUGUAUCUGCAUUUUAAUUGACGCGUCGGAGAGUAUCACUUCAAGAAAGAAAAUGCCCCGCUGGUUUCGAAGGGUUUAAAAAACAAUUAUAUAUAUAAAAAAAUCAUCCAGGCACGCGAUCGAGAGCAAAAUCGAUUUUCAGCAUCCAUUUCUACCUCGCGCGAGGAUAACACGAUUUUCCUUUGCCGCACGACGCGUAAAGUUUGUCCUCGAAAAUAAAAUUUCUAAUUUUCCACGCGGCAUCGCGAAACAAGACAUUUUAGCGAAGUGUAUUGAUCACUCGGCAUAAACGAGAGACAUAGUACAGUAAGCAAAAUAAAAAAAAAAAAAAAA